GCAAACGGCGAAGCCACCCUCACUUGCUGUCACUCGUCGUAUCAUCACUGGCGGCAUCACCACAACAAUACCUCCUACUUUUGUGAACAUUAUCUCCACGAAUGAAGAAAGACAAGCAUGAUAAGAAGAAAACCGAACAGGGGAGAGAGGAGGAAGAAGAGUACCAAGAGUGGUCGAGCCCCUUAGAGUUCCUCCUCUCCUGCGCUUCUAUCUCUCUCGGGCUGGGCAUCGUCUGGAGGUUCCCCACUACGGCCUUGGAGAACGGAAGCGGUGCUUUCCUUUUCCCUUACAUCAUCGUUUUGUUCUCAAUAAGCAGACCGCUUUAUUUCCUGGAGCUAGCUAUUGGACAGUUCUCUUCUUCCAACUGCACCAAAGUGUGGAGGAUGGUGCCACCGUUCAAAGGUAUCGGUUACGUACAAGUAUUCGUCUGUUACUGCGUUCUAACGUAUUUCGCUUCGCUGGCAGCGGUGAUGCUUUUCUAUUUGGUCAUGUCCUUCAGCAAGGUUCUUCCGUGGUCGGUGUGUGACGACGUCUGGGCGGACGAGAACUGCGUUGGCGCUUCCAGCACCAACGUCACCUACACCGACAACUUGCAGUCUUCCUCGGAGCAAUACUACUACCGCUACGUGUUGCGAAUUAAGGAGGACAUCAGUGACGGCAUCGGCCCCCCUGAAUGGCGUCUGGCGCUCUGUCUUCUCUUGUUUUGGGUGCUGCUCUUCUUCACCGUGGCCUGGGGCAUCAAGUCUUCAGGAAAGGUGGCGUACUUCACGGCGCUGUUCCCCUACGUUGUGCUGGUGAUGCUGCUCAUUCGUGGGGUGACGCUGCCUGGAGCCAUCGACGGUGUACUCUAUUUUGUCACACCGGAGUGGCAGAAGCUGCUGGACCCCACUGUGUGGUACGCUGCCAUUACCCAGUCCUUCUUCAGCCUCACCCUCGGGUUCGGUCCCGUUGUCAUCUUCGGUUCGUACAACACGUUUUCCCAGAACGUUUACAGGGACGCAUGGAUCAUCAGCCUCCUGAGCAUCAUAAGCUCGCUUCUCAACGGCUUUGCUACAUUCGCCGUCUUAGGCAACUUAGCCUCUGAGCUGAAGACAGACAUAAAGGACGUGGUGCAUGGCAGAGAAACCAACUUGAUCUUUAUCUUAUACCCCCAAGCUCUCGCCAAAUUCACUGAGGCCCCGCAGGUGUUCGCUGUGUUGUUCUUCCUGAUGGUGACCACGCUUGGCUUCGGUAUGGCGACUGGAGCUGUGACCACUCUACUGGCCGUUGUCUCAGACCUAUUCCCCUCCGUCCGGAAGAUAUACAUCACGUUAUCCAUUGUCGUCUCAGCUUAUCUUAUCGGCCUUGUCUACAUAACGCCUGGCGGCCAAGGGAUCCUCGCGUUGGUGGAUUAUUUCACCGGAGGAAUCAUUGUCUUUCUGGCUGUCAUCUUCGAAAUACUGGCCAUCAACUUUAUUUACGGAUUCCGGCUACUGUUUCGUGACUUGCGGUUCAUGCUGGGUUUUGAGGUGGACUUAUUCACCAAGAUUUGUUUGGUGGUCAUCACUCCUAUAUCGCUGUUCGUCAUCUUCGUCUACAGCGUGGCAGUUUCCCAGUUACCCACCUAUCGCGGCAACGCUUAUCCACAGAGCGCUUACAUGUGUGGAUGGAUGCUUGCCGGCGUGGCCGUGAGCGCGGUCCCCAUUUGCUUCGUGCAUACUCUCUAUCACACUCCCGGAGACACUUUGGUUCAGAAACUGCAAGGAGCGUUCCAGCCCAAGGACAGCUGGGGACCUAAGAGGACACACGACAGGAACCGGUGGAAGGGACAGAACGACUCGUUACCGCACUAACUAAUCUCUGUACUCAGUCUUCUGUAUCAAACCCUGAACUAGGAAAGAAACUCAAUGACUCAUUACCGUGCUAUACUAUCUGUAUUCCCAUAAUGUUUUAUCCAUAUCAGAGCCUACACUGAAAGAAACUGAACAACUGGUUACCGUAUUUCUCUCUGUAUUCCCAGUGUUCAAGGCCUACACCGCAUCAGCUCUGUGACCUCAUCAGUUAUACAGAUAAUGGGGUUCACACCUUGUAUUUCAUGUAACUAUCUCCCUCACUGAUGACGUUACAGCUUCAUUCUCAAGCCUUGUCUGUUUUAGGAGGCACUGUUCCUAUUCACAUAAGCUGCUGUUGCUGCUGCUGCUGCUGAUGAUGAUGAUGAAAACAACAACAACAACAAUAACAACAACAACAACAACAACAACAAUAAUAAUAAUAAUAAUAAUAAUAAUAGUAGUAGUAGUAGUAGUAGUAGUAGCAGUAGUAAUGAAAAUGAUGAUGUCUUAAAUAAUGAAUCAAAUAAACUAAUAAACAAAUUAAUAAAAACA
Scylla paramamosain (green mud crab) is the source of this 2363-nucleotide messenger RNA. Its product is annotated as sodium-dependent nutrient amino acid transporter 1-like. Lineage: Eukaryota; Metazoa; Arthropoda; Malacostraca; Decapoda; Portunidae. Gene Ontology annotation, molecular function: L-amino acid transmembrane transporter activity. Gene Ontology annotation, biological process: sodium ion transmembrane transport. Gene Ontology annotation, cellular component: plasma membrane. Bases 102 to 1832 code for a protein of 576 amino acids. The record is from RefSeq and is a predicted model, not a curated record. The transcript is spliced from 13 exons.